AUGGGUGCAUUAUCAGCUGGGAUCAUCACACCAGCAUUCUUUGUUCUGUACCGUCAAAUCAGUUAUUGCAGAUUGAUAAGAGUGCUGAAAAAUCGUGAUUUUGCGUUUGAUUUACUCAGUUCAUUUGUGGAACAUUGCCUGACGUGCCCAGCCCUUCUCAUCCACCUUUCUGUUGCCAACAUCGACUUUUUGGUGGAGAAUAAAAUGUUCGAAAAAGCGAUAACGGUACUGGUGGCCAAUUUGGAGCUGACAGACGCAUUGGGAGGCAGUCGGAGUCUCUUUCUACUCGCCAAUCUUAUUCACUUGAGUUAUCUCGACCAACAUGGCUUGGUGGAAUAUCUGAUUGACUGGACGGAUGUGAUGAACAGAGUUUUAAUAAGAUGGCUGUGGAAGAAGCUGAAUAUAAUUCGUGCCGAAGCACAAAUCUGUGAAAGUGCCCGCGAACUGCCACCACUGUCAAUGACUGCGGUGGUGUGCCAGAUGUACCAGAAUGCUUUACUUACAUUAAAUUCAUUGCACACCGAUAUUCUCUCCGGUAUGUUUUACAUUUCAGCCGUCAUUAACUGUGACAGUGCCACUGUUGCUCUCGGUAUGCUUCAGCAUUCAGGCAGAUCAACCACUGAAUUUAAGCAUCCACAUUCAUGUCUUCGGAGUGGAUAG
Messenger RNA from Gongylonema pulchrum, 660 nucleotides. The record is from the annotation of a GenBank genome assembly. NCBI's taxonomy places the organism in Eukaryota, Metazoa, Nematoda, Chromadorea, Rhabditida, Gongylonematidae.